UAUAAAAACAGUAGUUGAAUCGAGGCUGAGGUCCUUGAGCAAAUAUCCGGAUUCGGAGAUACGUGUGUAGUGUCGUGUUCGCGAUGGCAGAAGCCAGCGCUGGGGACAGCGGAGACCCAACACGAAAUGAAACUAUGCAGCAAGAUGAUUUACAACAGAGGAGGCAAUCUGAAACACCCGAGGAACAAAAGACAGCAGGGAAACCAAUGGUUCCCGUCACACUGGUGCCCGUACGAGCCGACUGUGUGGCCUUAGUAUUUCCACGAUGGCUUUUUUGGUCUGGUAUAAUAUUGUGUGGAACUGUUGCCGUAUGGUGCACGGUAUGGUUGGUCAUUUCUUGGACCCUGCCGCACUUCAGCGUCCCUCCAGGUAUUAUGGAGAACAUGGGGGUGGACGGCGUGAUGAUGUUUAGACAGUAUGAUAGAAAUGACGAUGGGGUGCUCAGUUUGGAGGAGUUUGAGCCACUGGCCCACAGGCUGAUGGAAACAAAUGAAACCUAUGAAUACAAUUCCACAAUAGAUGAGCAAGAUGAGGUGGUCACUGUGCAGACUUAUUUUGAACCUCUUCGAUUAGAAACUAUGACCAAAGACUUAAAUGGAAUGUUUUCAGGCAAUCUGCAUUCUCUAACAGGCCUACAGCAUUGGAAAACCCCCAACAAACCAGGUCAGAACUUUGCAGCAAAAGACUUCCUCAAUUUGUUACCAAAAGACCGUUCUAUUCAGUCCAAAUUUGGAGAAGUUUAUAAUAUUAUUGCAAACCCAGGAGGAGACAUAUCUAUGGCUGCACCAAGGUCUAGUAACCGCUACCACCCACCUCGAUUGGUUGAUGAAAGUGAGAUAUUUAUCCACAAACUAUUGACAUUAUUUCAUCCAAGACCAUUUGUUCACAUGAGAUUUCAACCCAGAGGAUCAGUGGGUUGUAUUAGAGCCUACAAUGAUGACUUUGUUGAAGUAGUUUUCAGAAUCCAUGCAGAAUUUCAGCUGAAUGAACCACCAUUUAGCCCAUUUUGGUUCACCCCUGCACAGUUCACAGGUCAUGUCAUCAUUCAAAAUAUGCAAAAAGUGAUUUCCUUUGAAAUGUAUGUGCCAGCAGAAAAGAACCUCAACGUGGAUAUGGAAUGGAUAAAUAGUGGAACAGAUGUUGAAAACAUGGAAGUGGACAUUGGUUACAUGCCCUUGAUGGCCCUCAACAUAACAGGACCCUCCGUCCCAGCUAUUUACCAAGGGGAAGACAUAAGAGAACUUGUCCUUGAUUUUAUCUCUCAACCCAAACCAGACAUAACAUGGACUCAAGAAAUAACAUUGGAGGAAGCUCAGAAAAGAAUGGAGACAGUAAUGUAUCCAUUUAAGCAGGUCCCAUACAUAAAUUUUACAGAAGCAUACAGUCUUGCCUCCAAGGAGAACAAACUAGUACAUUCCAUAUUACUUUGGGGUGCACUAGAUGACCAGAGUUGCUGAGGUUCAGGGCGGACUCUCAGGGAAACUGCCCUGGAGAGUUCGCCCGUUGUCUCUCUGCUGACAGAAGAGUUUAUCAGCACAUGGUCAUUGGUUGUUGAUCUCAAGGCCUUGGAAAAGGAUGAGAACCGACCAGAAAUUGCACACCAUGCAAAAUUGGCCAUGGAGGCCUAUACUUUCCCAGUCACCAUGAUGAUAGCAUUUCCCAAUGGAACAGUAGUUAGCAAAGUUAAUGCUAAUACCUUCUUAGAUGAGACUCCAGGCAUACUUGAAUCAGGAUUUAGUGAUCCUUCAGCUGUGGCUUAUCUGAAGUUUUUAAAAGAAGGCUUGAGGUUAGCUGAACCUGAUAGAACAUUAGCUACACAGCAGACCAUAGACAGGCAGGAACUGUAGGUCUUUGCUGUAAGCUGCAUCUCAUGACAUUGAAUAGUAAUAUCUGUAACAACCACAAUAUAUUAACCAGAGAACUUUUAGAUAGGAGUCAUAAUUUUGAGUUAUACCUGAUAUGUGUACCAUAUAUAAGUGUCUGAAUAAUGUUCUUGUGCAUAAUAUGUUGUUUUAGAAUUUGAAAAUUCAAAAUAAGUAUUAGAAAAUUAUGGGAAGAAAUUGCACUAACUUGAUUAUUUUGAUCAUGAUCUUCACCAAUGAAAAGUAUUAGGUUGUUACAAGUUACCUCAUUUUUUGUGAUGAAGUACUUAAACAUCAUUAUUGAUUUUUUUUUUCAAAUUUUCAUGGUAAGAAUUUAACAAAAUGUUAAUUGUCUUCAUGUUAGGAGGUACAUUAGUUAAACUUUGCUGUUCUGCAUUGCUUUGAGACUUUAAUACAAAGAACUUCAAAGGUUAAGCACUUCAAUUGUUGCUUGUCAAAUUGAUCAUUUUGUGUAAAUACCAUUAUUUUUUUCAUCUCUAUUUGUUUUCUUAUAUCAUGUUCUUGACUGCUUAAUGCUACAGUUAUUUUUUAAUUAUAUUACAAGUCUUUUAUGCAGGUAAAGUUUUUUUAUGGCAAAAAUAUAUUAUGCAAUGAAUAACUAAAUUUGUGAUGAUGAUACCAAAACAUGGAGUUUGUCCAUGGUAUAAUUGUAUCAGUGAUUGUGUAAUUACACUUUUUUUAAGUAGUGACUUUAAGGUUAGAUGAAGGAUUCCUGGAAAGGAAUUUUUAAUGUGGAAUCUUUUGAUGAAUUUUUUUUAAAAAAUGUAUGUUUUAUAGUUAGAAUUUAACUGGUGGAUUACCAUUUUUGAAAUACCUUUUUCUUUCAGUUUCUGAAUGUUUUGUUCAACAGUAACUGUGUGCCUAUGAAAAUUGAAUGGUAAAGCAUUUUGCACAUUCAGUUGGAUACCCUAACAUGGUUUAAGUGAACCCACAAUGUUCAGAAUCUGACCAAAAAGUAUUUCAAGAUUGGUGUUUUUGCCUUAACUGCAGGUGCAUCUUGUUAAGCACAUAUAUGAGUUGUGCAAGAAGCGUGCCAUUGUAUAUAUGUUAAGUACGAUAAGUGAAUAAGGAAACAUUGAUUGUUCUGAUACACCUCUUGUGUAGAUGAUCUCAUGCCACAGUUUUGUAAUGGUAAAUAUGUUUGUAUUGUGAUGGCCUAGCAGCUGCCAUCAGUUUUUCUCCAUAGUUUGUAUUUUUUUUUUAAUUGUAAGUUAAACCAUAGAUAUAGAAUUUGUAGUCCUUCGUAAUUGUUUGCAAAUA
Molecule: messenger RNA, 3143 nt
Organism: Lingula anatina
Lineage: Eukaryota; Metazoa; Brachiopoda; Lingulata; Lingulida; Lingulidae
Product: selenoprotein N-like
Biological process (GO): skeletal muscle fiber development; calcium ion homeostasis
Cellular component (GO): endoplasmic reticulum membrane
Molecular function (GO): calcium ion binding
Source: RefSeq, a predicted model, not a curated record